AAUUUUUAACAGAAAUUAAAAAAAAAAAAAGGAAAACAAAUCUGAAAAUAGAAAAUAAUAACUAUCUCAACUCUCCAAUAAUAAUUAAGCCCAUAGACUUUGAUUUUUCUGGUUUCAAUUUUCUCCACUUUAAGCCAAAUUAAGCACAUAGAAAGCCUAUUUAUAUUGUCGUCAUACAAUCCAAUAAACGUCGCUCAUUCCUCAAUGGCCAAAACAACUCCUCCGUUGGCCUUUCUUAUUUUUCUUCUCUUCGACCUUUCUUGUUUCUCUUCUUUAACAUGCGCUGCCACAGAUGAUUCAGUCUAUGAAUCUUUCCUCCAGUGCCUGGAAAACAACACAAAUCCACAAGACCAAAUCUCAACCCUCGUCUAUUCCCAGACUAAUGCGUCAUACACUUCAGUUCUUCGAGCCUACAUUCGAAAUGCUCGCAUGAAUACCUCCACAACCCCUAAACCAGUGAUCAUUCUAACCCCAAAACAGAUUUCCCAUGUCCAGGCUGCUGUUAUCUGCACCAAGAAGGUUGGUUACCAACUCAAAAUCCGCAGCGGCGGCCAUGAUUAUGAAGGGAUUUCUUACAUCUCUGACGUUCCCUUUUUCGUUCUUGAUAUGUUCAAUCUUCGAUCUAUUGACAUAGAUGUUAAAAAUGAGUCCGCUUGGGUUCAUAGUGGUGCUACUCUUGGUGAAGUUUAUUACAGAAUCUGGGAGAAAAGCAAAGCUCAUGGAUUCCCUGCUGGGAUUUGUCCUACCGUUGGUGUUGGCGGGCAUUUUAGUGGGGGUGGUUAUGGGAAUAUGUUGAGGAAGUAUGGUUUGGCGGUGGAUAACGUGCUUGAUGCUCAAAUAGUUGAUGUUAAUGGCAAGCUUUUGGAUAGAAAAGCAAUGGGUGAGGAUCUCUUUUGGGCUAUUCGAGGAGGUGGAGGUGGAAGUUUUGGUGUUAUAAUCUCUUACAAGAUCAGUCUUGUUCCUGUUCCUGAGACUGUUACCGUUUUCAGAGUUGAAAGAACUCUUGAUGAGAAUGCCACUGAUAUUGUUUUUAAGUGGCAAUUUGUUGCUCCCAAAACAGAUAAUGGUCUCUUCAUGAGAAUGCUAUUGCAGCCUGUAACGUCCAAGAAAAACAAAACUGAGAAGACCAUUAGAGCAUCGAUUGUGGCUUUAUAUUUGGGAAACGCUGAUACCCUUGUGUCUUUACUGGGGAAGGAAUUCCCUGAAUUGGGUUUGAAGAAGGAGAAUUGCAAUGAGACGAGUUGGAUUCAGUCUGUUAUCUGGUGGGCAAAUUACGAUAUUGGAACAUCCCCUGAGGUUCUGCUUGAUAGAGAUCUUGACUCUGCCAAUUUCCUGAAGAGAAAAUCAGAUUAUGUGCAGACUCCAAUAUCUAAAGACAAGUUGAAUUUGAUUUGGCAAAGGAUGAUUGAAUUGGGGAAAACUGGAUUGGUUUUCAAUCCUUACGGUGGAAGAAUGAGCGAAAUUCCAGCGACAGAUGCUCCCUUUCCACAUAGGGCUGGGAACUUGUUCAAGGUCCAAUAUUCAGUGAAUUGGGAAGAUGCAGGAAGCACAGCAGAGAUCGAGUACUUGACACAGGCAAGGAAGCUCUACAGCUAUAUGACCCCAUUUGUAUCCAAGAAUCCAAGAAGCGCAUUUUUGAACUACAGGGAUCUUGACAUUGGUGUGAUGGAAGCUGGUAAAAAUAGCUAUGAAGAGGGUAGUGUUUAUGGGUACAAGUACUUUAACGGAAACUUUGAUAGACUGGUGAAAGUGAAGACUGCAGUUGAUCCAGAGAAUUUCUUCAGGAAUGAGCAGAGUAUCCCUACGCUUCCAACCAAGGCAUAGAAGAUUUUAGUGGUGAUUCAAGUACACAGAACGCAUGAUUAUGAUAAAUUAUAAUUACUUUUAAAAAAAAAAUAGUAUGAUAGCCUAUUGAAAUGAAACUUGAUUAGUUUUUUUCAUAUUGUUGGUUAAUCUAGCAUAAUAUUAAAGUUUUUAUUUGUGUUGUUAAUUUUUAAAUUGCGAUAAAUAUAUGGUAAGAUAUAUUUAAUGAAGGUUUUGUUUGGCUGGGUAAA
This is a messenger RNA of Hevea brasiliensis (rubber tree), 2054 nucleotides long. Its product is annotated as berberine bridge enzyme-like 21. Gene Ontology annotation, molecular function: FAD binding; oxidoreductase activity. The transcript has a single exon. The coding region runs from base 205 to 1824 and encodes 539 amino acids. NCBI's taxonomy places the organism in Eukaryota, Viridiplantae, Streptophyta, Magnoliopsida, Malpighiales, Euphorbiaceae. The record is from RefSeq and is a predicted model, not a curated record.